Messenger RNA from Rosa rugosa (rugosa rose), 1219 nucleotides. RefSeq lists its product as uncharacterized. Lineage: Eukaryota; Viridiplantae; Streptophyta; Magnoliopsida; Rosales; Rosaceae. The record is from RefSeq and is a predicted model, not a curated record. The transcript has 5 exons. Bases 77 to 1039 code for a protein of 320 amino acids.
AAGUCUGUGAAGCAAAGGCUAAUAAAAGAGGAGAAGAGGGAGAGGCAAUCAAGAGGGUUUUAGAGGAGAGUGAAAAAUGGGGAAGAAAGAAGGAGACUUGUGGGACGAUUCGGCUCUCAUCAAUGCUUUCGACAACGCCAUGACUACCUACAAGAAAAUGCAUAGCAAGAAACCCACUCAAGGUCCAACCCAGGAAGACAAACUUGUGAGCAGUCCUGAAGAACAAGUCAUUGUUGAGGCUGGUCAAACCCACGAGGCUAAAAGAGUACAAGGGGAUGCAGAUGACCUGACAAAAGAUAUGCAGAAGACUACUAUGGAAAUGGGAGAGACCGGUAAUCUUUCAGAAGUUAAAGAAAAUCAUUGUUUAGAUUCAUAUGUACCUGACCCCUAUUCACAAGAUGCUCAGGACAUGCAAAACAACUAUUCAUAUUCAGAAGGUGGAGAAGAUUAUACAAAGUUACUCAACCAGUAUUAUGAGAUUGAGGAGAAAAGACAGAAGAUUCUAGAGAAACUUCAUCAAUUUGGUGGUGGGAAUUACCAGUAUUCUGGUGAAGGUUCAGGUUCAGGUUCUGGUGUACAGUGGGGUACUGUUUCUAGUUACGAACAAAAUGCAGUCCCUGCUAGCCAACCUUCUGAUCCGGCUGUUGUGGGUUCAUGUUGCCCGUACAUGUGUCCGUGCUUGAUGACUUCAUGCACUGCAUUUCCUGCUUGUCCGUUGGAUUCGACAUGUGCUGGUAUAACUUGUACGGAAGCUUGUUUGGCAACAAGUAAUGGGAAACCAUUAUCUCUUGAAGAUAGAAAAAUUGUCAAGACAGCAUUUGGGACUGCAGAAAGAGCAUUAUCAUCCAUGAAAACAAAUAUUACUGUUGAUUCUAGUAUAAGUGAAGAGAAAAAGGAUGAGAAAGAUGAAUCAGAAAUGGCUGAAACUACUGGCUCAGAGACAGAUAUCAGUGUGGUACUGAAUGCAUGGUAUUCCGCAGGUUUCUACACCGGCAAGUAUCUUGUGGAGCAAUCCAUUGCAAAGAAGCGACAAAGUUAAACAUUCUCUCGCAACAUCAAGCUGCGGUAUACAAUAUUUUUACUAAUGAGUUACGACACAGGAUCUGCAGUUAAAUCAAAUAUCUGUUUACUCAGCAAUUUUAACUAGUUGUAAUUGUUAAAUGUAGCAUCAUUUUGACCCACAGCUGUAUCAAAGCCACUCUUUCUGUUCCUUGAGUUA